UAAAGGCGCCUUCCAAGCCCCAGCCCUCAGGCAGGUCCUUGGGAAGGAGGGGGCGCCCAGGGGAGCCGGGUCUCGCAGUGAUAGGUGGGGCUGGAGACGCAGCUCCACGGGCGGGCCCCAGAGCCUGCAGUGUGACCGACCGCCUGGGCAAGGUCACAGCGGCCUCUCCAGGUGGGAGGUGGUGAGUGGUGGCCGAGCCCCAGGGGACACUGGUGAGGACCCUGGAACAUGCUCGGGGCCUCCCCUCCGCUGGUUCCCAGCCACGAGCGGGGGCACGUGUGGGCUCCCCGCUCUGGGUUCCCUGCGGGACCCCGCUGUGUCUCACCUAAGCAGCAGGCCUGGAGACCACCUGGUCAACACCCAGUGGGCUCGCAAGGGUCACUUCACAUGCAGAGUGUCCAAAUGGGGUCCCCCUUUCCCAGAAGGCGGCCACACCCCCGACAGAGAGCAGCUUUGUGACGGGCUCUCGGCCCCAAGCUCAAACCCCUUUCUCUUUCCUUCCCUACCUCAGCACACCCUCUGGGCUUUGGGGGUACUUCCUGUGCUCUCACCUCUGACCUCUGCCUUUCUCCUGCCCGGGGCCUGGCCUGGGGCUCUAGGGGGGGAUGCCCAGAGGAGGGCCUUGGGUUUCGGGAGAGCGUGUCGUGGACGAGCGGCUCCGGAUCCCUGGGUUUCUGAUUCCUGUUCUCAUUCCCCAGGGUGACGCUCCCCAGCCCCCCGCCCCCUGCCCCGCCAUCAUGCAUCGGACCACACGGAUCAAAAUCACGGAGCUGAACCCCCAUCUCAUGUGUGCCCUCUGUGGGGGCUACUUCAUCGACGCCACCACCAUCGUGGAGUGUUUGCAUUCCUUCUGCAAGACCUGCAUCGUGCGCUACCUGGAGACCAACAAGUACUGCCCCAUGUGCGACGUGCAGGUGCACAAGACGCGGCCACUGCUGAGCAUCAGGUCUGACAAAACUCUCCAAGACAUCGUCUACAAGUUGGUCCCUGGGCUUUUCAAAGAUGAGAUGAAGCGGCGGCGGGACUUCUACGCGGCGUAUCCGCUGACGGAAGCUGCCCCCCCACGUGCCACGAGGCCAGCGCCCCAGCCCCGUUCCUCUCCCGCAGUCCCCAAUGGCUCCAACGAGGACCGCGGCGAGGUCCUGGAGCAGGAGAAGGGGGCCCUGAGUGACGACGAAAUCGUCAGCCUCUCCAUCGAGUUCUACGAAGGCGCCAGGGACCGGGAUGAGAAGAAGGGCCCCCUGGAGAAUGGCGAUGGGGACAAGGAGAAGACAGGGGUGCGCUUCCUGCGGUGCCCGGCAGCCAUGACCGUCAUGCAUCUCGCCAAGUUCCUGCGCAACAAGAUGGACGUGCCCAGCAAGUACAAGGUGGAGGUCCUGUACGAGGACGAGCCGCUGAAGGAGUACUACACGCUCAUGGACAUCGCCUACAUCUACCCCUGGCGGCGGAACGGGCCUCUCCCCCUCAAGUACCGCGUCCAGCCGGCCUGCAAGAGACUGUCCCUGCCCACUGCGCCCACAGCCUCCGAGGGCACCAACACCAGUGGGGCAUCCGAGUGUGAGUCGGUCAGCGACAAGGCUCCCAGCCCCGCCACCCUGCCGGCCACCUCCUCCUCCCUGCCCAGCCCCGCCACCCCCUCCCAUGGCUCUCCCAGCUCUCACGGGCCCCCAGCCACCCACCCUACCUCCCCCACACCCACUCCCACCGCCAGUGGGGCCUCCACAGCCGCUAAUGGGGGCACCUCAAACUGCCUGCAGACACCAUCCUCUACCAGCAGGGGGCGCAAGAUGACUGUCAACGGAGCUCCUGUGCCCCCCUUAACUUGAAAGGGACACUUUUUCUUCCCAGUCAUGCCUCUUCACCCCUCCACUUUUUUCUGGGCCCCCUUUUCCACCUCUUCUACUUUCCCCAGCUCCUCCCACCUUAGGGGUGGGGGGUGGGUUUUAUAAAUAAAUCUAUAUAUAUAUGUACAUAGGAAAAACCAAAUAUACAUACUUAUUUUCUAUG
Messenger RNA from Sorex araneus (European shrew), 2007 nucleotides. RefSeq names its product polycomb group ring finger 2 (gene PCGF2). Gene Ontology annotation, molecular function: promoter-specific chromatin binding. The transcript has 9 exons. The coding region runs from base 606 to 1826 and encodes 406 amino acids. Gene Ontology annotation, cellular component: PRC1 complex. The record is from RefSeq and is a predicted model, not a curated record. Lineage: Eukaryota; Metazoa; Chordata; Mammalia; Eulipotyphla; Soricidae. Gene Ontology annotation, biological process: negative regulation of transcription by RNA polymerase II.